CAAGCGGAGUUGGCUGACUUUGCUUUUAGUAUUUUUGUUUUUACUGCAGUUUUCUGUGUACGUAUCACUGGCCCUCGACCCCGGCUUUAUCAUGCACUCGCAUACCGUUCCCUGCCCCGAGGUUACAGGACUUCGGUGACGUCAUGAAAGGGCAGCUACACCCUGUAGUUCUGCGGUCGCCAAGAAACCGCGUUCUCGUGUACGUGCGCUGCCUAGCAACGGGCUCUUCUCUUGUCCAAAGGGUAGGAGUCAGUCGGCUUGGUCAGAAUAAAAAAAAAACAACUAAACUUGCAGCCGCUAUAGCGUGGACGUCUCCGGUGAGUAUUUACAACUGUUUUCUAAGAACCCGGCAGCUCCAGUGCAGGAUUUGGAUGUCCAGCCUUUGGAAACGAUGUUAUUACAACCUGUAUCAACCUCCCCCAGCUGAGCAAAACUAGAGACGAGGACGAGCCGAAGUUGUCGAUGAGGUUAACGCUGCAGUUGCAUGCUCGUGUUGCCUUCCCUGCGUGUGAAGUGGUUAUCUGUGGGUCUCCGCAGCCGGGCUACGGCCCGGAGCUGAUGGUGCAGCGGACGUGCAAGCUCUGUGGCACCGAGGGACGUCUCUGAUUCCCCGCUGUGUUGAGGUGGAGAAUGCGCCCUGCUCUGGAGACCGGCAUCGACCCGCAGAUCUUAGAUGACCCUUACGAGACCUUCAUGCAACGCCAUCUCCGGCAUUAUGGGCUGUUCACCGGCAGGAACGCGGGGUGCCAGGGCGGUCUCGCAGCCGCGGGGAGCUGGGAGAGGAGCCGCGGAUACCUCCUGCCUGACGACAACUCCCAGGACACCAACGGGUCGGCCUCCGACACCGAGGGGGACAAGGAAGGGACCAGAAAGACGCCCUACUCUCUUCUGCUGGAGCAGGCCCUGCUGAAUACCCGGCAGCUGGUGUUCGAUGCAGAGGGGGGCCGGCGGGGGCCCCGCCUGCGCGCGCCCCGCAGCCUGUUUGCCAUCCCCUCCCGGCAGGGCCCGUCCCAGGGCCCGCGCUGGCCCGUCGAGUGCGAGGUCAUCAAGGAGGAAGUGCGGCACAUCGAGUGGGAGCCGGCCGAGCCGGAGGAGUUUUACCAGCUGACGGGCUUUGAGCGGACCCCACUGUGUGUGGGAGAAGAGAGGGGCACCGUGGUGUACUGCAUCGACUCAGGUACCUCCCGCAUGGAAACACCAAGCUGUCCCUCUCGCUCUCUGAGCCUGUCUUACUGUCACAUCAAAUUGACACAAGGAGCUAGGGCGAUAUUAGGGCGGAGUGGUGGCUCUGUGAUCUGCCUUUCCCCCCCCGCCAGGGGCCUCCACGACUACGAGCUCACGCUGCGCGCCGACCUCUACACCACCAAGCACACGCAGUGGUAUUACUUCCGGGUCCGGAACAUGAAGGCGGGCGUCACCUACAGGUUCACCAUCGUCAACCUGAUGAAGCCCAGCAGCCUGUACAACAUGGGCAUGAAGCCGCUGCUGUACUCCGAGCAGGAGGCCCGGGCUCGGGGCGUGGGCUGGAGGAGGGCGGGCGCCAACAUCCGGUACUACCGGAACCAGCGCGAUCAGGAGGGGCAGAGCCUGUAUUCCCUGACCUGGACCUGCCAGUUCCCCCACGAGGGCGACACCUGCUACUUCGCGCAGUGCUACCCCUACACCUUCUCCGACUUGCAGCUCUAUCUCUCCAGGGUUGCCAACCACCCGGUCCGGGCGCGGCACUGCAAGUUCCGGGUGCUGUGCCGGAGCCUGGCGGGCAACGCGGUGUACGUCCUCACCAUCACCUCGCCGUCCCCCAGCCCGGCUGCCAGCCUGGCCAAGAGGGCGGUGGUGGUGACGGCCCGGGUGCACCCGGGGGAGACCAACAGCUCCUGGAUGAUGGCGGGCUUCCUGGACUUCCUCCUGGGCGACUCCCCGGACGCCCAGCUGCUGAGGGACACCUUCGUCUUCAAGGUCGUGCCCAUGCUGAACCCGGACGGCGUGAUCGUGGGCAACUACCGCUGCUCGCUGGCGGGGCGGGACCUCAACCGGAACUACGGCACCUUGCUGCGCGACGCCUUCCCCUGCGUGUGGCACACCAGGAACAUGGUGAAGAGGCUCGUGGCUGAGAGGGAGGUCGUCCUGUACUGCGACUUCCACGGCCACAGCAGGAAGCACAACGUCUUCAUGUACGGCUGCGACAACAAGAGCAGCCCCGCCCAGAGGCUGCUGGAGCGCGUCUUCCCUCUGAUGAUGAGCAAAAACGCCACUGACAUGUUCUCUUACAAGGGCUGUAAGUUCAGAGUGCAGAAGAGCAAGGAGGGGACAGGGCGGAUCGUCAUGUGGAGGAUGGGGAUCACGAACAGCUACACCAUGGAGUCCACCUUUGGGGGUUCCACUCUGGGUGGCAGAAAAGGAACCCAUUUUACCACACAGGACUUAAAGUCUUUGGGCUAUUACUUCUGCGACACCCUCCUAGACUACUGCGACCCAGACCAGUCUAAGACCUACCUGUGCAUGAAGGAGCUGUGCGAGAUGCUCCACCAGGAGAUCCGGAAGAAGCUGGAAAAUCUGGGCAGGGAAGCGGACUCCAGCGUCGCCCUGAGUGACGUAUCCGUCUCCGACAUUGAGUCCAGUACGAGUGGCUCAAACAGCACUGAGUCGGAUGGUCUGCCUGCCCAUCUGCUGGAUCUUGCACACAAGUUUACACAGAAGAAGAAGCAUCUGAGGACGAGGAAGGAGAGGAACAGGCUGCGCCUUGGGCACGUGCAGAGCAGAGAGCAGAAGGCGCUUCGUGGAAACAUGAGCCUCCCGAGCUCCGCAGCUCUGCUCGCGGAUCAAGGGAUGAAGAGGGAGGCUCAAGAGAAGCCAGGGAGUGGAACGAGCCAAGAGAGGAAAAUCAAAAAGGUGCAGCAUAUCCGUACGGAGCGCAACAGGACAGGACGGGCUUGGAUUCCCCAUCCUUCCACUGGGAUAGCAGUCAUCGGGGAAGGGAGACUGUGGGACAGCAACCAGGAGAAGAAUGCGUAUUUAGAAGCCGUGACAGCUGCCUAUCUGCGCAGUGGAGGAAUGUUUACGGCUGCUCAACAGACUGUUACAGACGUACCACAUCUGAAAUACUCAAGUGUGAAGACUGACGCUGGCAUGAAGAGUUCAGUCAAAGCACCAGCUACUGCAGAGAGUGCGGGAGAGUUCGAGUGGGCCAGCGGGUCCGGCAGCCGGCAGCGCCAGCGCUCCCUGACCUCGCAGCGCCGGCCCCUCGCCAUGGCCUCCAUCCAGCAGCACCGCACCCUGGAGUUCCCCGGCAGGGACCGCGGCGCCCCCCUCAGGCAGCAUCCCCUGCCCUUCGACUGGGAGCUGGAGGUCACCACCCGGAGGCAGCCCGCUGUCAGGAGAGGAAGGACACCCUCGGCUUACGUACUGCCUUCCUCCUUACACAGGCCUCCAACUUUAGCCACAAGUCAGGUGGUGCAAAGCAGGGUGGUCCCAGAGUUCCCAGUAUCCAAUGGCUUGGUGGCCUCCAGGUCGUCCAGUUCCAUCAGCGCUCCAGCCCCGGGCCCAAAGCCCAGUCAGGAGUCGAGGGUCCGGCCGGCCAGAGUUUCAGUCCGCUACUUGUCCCAUGAAACAGCCACAUCCAGCUCCGACACCUUGGAAACCAACAAGAGCACCCAGGAGAGGCCCAGUGUCUCAGAAGCUUUUGGUCUGGAUGGUGUGGGCAGCGAUAGAGGACACCCCAAGCCUGACAGGGCGGUCAGGAGGCCCGCAGUGGACACUCAGACUUGCUUGCCCGAUUUAAAGAGACAGGACUCGGGCCCACAGCUGCAGGGUCAAAGGUGCUCGCGCUCCGCCCCCGAGGACGUGGCGGCUGACCUCGGGCCCCUGGCCAUCUCGUGCCCUCGGGCCCCCCAACAGCCCGAGAGGGCGGAGCCACAGAGGGAGAGGAUGCAAAAACUGCAGAGGCUCAGCCAGGCGAAACUGGGCAGACCCCCGCCUCCAGGAGGAGCGAGAGGGACACCCAGGGAAACAGGAAGGGAGGAGGGCCGGGCAGGAAGUGAUGUCAGACCUGUGGGUUCCGCCCCCUCCCACAGCGGCUCCGGGGAAGGAAAAUUCCAGACGGUAGCGCGGAGUCCAGCCCCGGAGGGUCCAGUUCCCGCGGAUGUGCCGCGGGACCCUCUGUGAGAAGCUCUGAAAGUAACUGCCCUCCUGUUGAAACACAGGUGGCUCGAACCCGGGUCUCGAUUUGAUUCAGAAUGCCCCGCCCGCCCCACCUGUUCAGAUGUCAAACCCAGCUCUGUCUGGCGGGACGUCCCACUCUCAGGUGACACGGUUGAGAUGAGCAUGGGCCAAAGAUUUUUAUUAUUCAAUCUAAGCGUAGGUCUUGCAUCUUAAUUGAGUAUAUCAUUUCAUUUAAAAAAAAAAAAUGUUUGAUAUUUUUAUACCUUUAAGUUUGCAAAUAAAGACAUUAAGUGGUGAAUUUGGAAAAAAAAACUUGCAGUGUGUGUACUGUCCACUGUUAUUCAAUUUCAUUUUUGCUACUAUGACGGGACCUUAGAUUUAUAACAAAGUUUUUGUUACUUGAAAUGAAACUUUGAUGUUUUGAUGUGUAUGUAAAUAUUUUGAUGGGGGGGACGACACUGUUCCUGGCAUUGUUUUUUUUACCCAGUGGACUGGUCUGGUCUGUCAAGUGCUAAAACAGGACAUUUUUAAACAAUCCUGUAAUCCACUGCUUAAAGUGGAACUAAGUAGCGGAUCUGUGAGACGUAAGGUGAACUCAUGUGCUGGGCGAGAGGGAGAUGAAACAGGGAAAUUGCAGACAGAGGGCUGACAAGGGCUGAGCUUUGUCAGGCAUGCAGGAAGAAGUGGUGCUCGGGGACCAAGGCCGGUGAAUGAGCAGUUGAGCAGUCCAGGGCACAAAGAGGAAUCUGUGAGAGUGGUCAGGGUCAGAGCCAGAAGACACAGCACUGGAGCACAAGGGCAGUCCAAGCCCUGGUCAUAAAUACAUAGGAGGGCCCCAAACCAAGUGGAACGCAGCUUGUGGCAUGGAGGGUAAAUCCAGAAGACAUGGAUCUGGAUGGACGGAGCACUGGUCAAGAAUCCAGGGAGAGGCAAGCAAGACGCAGGGGCACAGGGAACAAAGUGGGUCAGGAACUCGAAAGUGAGCUGGGAUCAGAGCGGUACCUUCUCCCACAGACUCCAAUACGAAACCUGAGCUUUGUCAGAUCACAGUUUAACUACCAUGAACCACCUGCAGUGGACCUGGUCAUAAGCUGCCUCCAGGUGGUCCAGGUCACCUGUCGGUUAUCUGCGGCAACCAGCGCUGACUGACAGGUGAGAAGAGGUGUUGCCGGCUGCCUUGUCAAUGCUACUGUAGAGCAUGACAAAUCCUUAGUAUACUAACUUGCAACACAUUUACAGCAGCAUUUGAUGAAAUCGCACCAGCAAACUCUGAUUAUAUACAGCACCUCCACCCCCAUACACCACACUUACAAUUAAUACUUUAUCCACUGGGGAAAUUAAAACCGACAUGAAAAGUUAGCCAAGCGCGUUCUGAUCACAGCUAUCCCUCCUUCUCUUCCUGGUUUUUAUGCUUCCUGUUACCCAGCCAAGAUCCAGACACGGGCGAGGCUUGAAUGGCACCCGGCGCCGCCCGGGCUGCCUGUCCCACUCGCGGGGCCGCUCAGCCACAGAGGUCGGCGAUUACGUCACACUGCGGUCGUACCUGAGCCGGACCGGGACGGUGCCGGGUUAUACCUGCUUAUGCAAAACACUAGCUUUGAACAACAUGUGCGCUGUUCUUAAGAAGCUGUUGAGUGCAGAAGAGGAUCUUCCCUGCUGUCAACAGUAUUGUGUAUGGAGUUGAUCCCCGCCGGAAUGAAAACAGGACAUUAAGAAAGGGUUUCAGAAAUCAAAUCAUGUUUAAACGCCAUAGUUACAGGCUGCAGAAUUGGAGACUACUUUGUCUUCGUGCUAUUCUGCUUCCUAUGGGUCAUAUGCAGGUGGUUUGUAUGAACAGCUUUUGAGCAGUAUUCCUUGCAUCGCGAACGUACGUACACAGCGGUUCCGCCCUUAUUCCAGUUGGUGCGUAAUUGCGCAUUACUCAAAAAGCCAGGGUUCAUAAAAACACGAUGAGCUAUCUGCUUAGUUUAUGGUCGUUUUUAAGCCGUGAACAUUAUCCCAAAUGGCGGUCUUUAAAAUGCCUUUGGUUUGAAGGCUUUACAGUCUGUGUUCCCCUUGCAAAGGUAUGGACCUCCAAAUAUUCGUGUCUGGAAACAAAUGGCGUAAAGAUGAGAAAGUGUGGAGGCCGUGAAAACAUUCACAAAUCAUUUUAUGCACAGUGCGGGUAGUUUGAGAUCUCCAGGGCGUUUCGGGAAAACGCUAUUAACUCGGAGCUAACUUGACCGCGGUCACCCCUGUUCGCACAAGAUGACGGUUUUGAUUGAAAGAACGGUGGUUGUGAUUCUGAAGGUGACGGAAGAGCAUUGUGUAUGGAAUUGUGACAUGGACCCUGGGUUUCGGGUCAGUUUUGCCAUCGCAUGACGCAAAGCGCCCCGUAGCGCAUUAAACACCGAAAAACAGAGAAAUCCGUUCACUCCGUUGAACUCCGUUCACUCCUUUAAAGCAGAACGCCUUUAGGGUGUAUAUAUUUAACUGCGACGGCACGGAAUGGACAUUUCAAUAUUAUCAGUAAAUGUUUUAGCACGUAAGGUAGAGACACUGUGAGAAACAUUUUCAAACAUUCGCAGCUUAAAGUCAUUGCACAAAACGCAAAAGAGAAACGUGUGAUUAAAGA
This is a messenger RNA of Lepisosteus oculatus (spotted gar), 6772 nucleotides long. The record is from RefSeq and is a predicted model, not a curated record. Lineage: Eukaryota; Metazoa; Chordata; Actinopteri; Semionotiformes; Lepisosteidae.